UCAUGCACUCACGCACUCACUCACCCAAUCAACCCAACCCAACUCUCGUCCUAUCCCAUCCAUCCCAUCCAUCCCAUCCAUCCCAUCCCAAAUCAAAUCACACAACCCACAAACCACACCAACCACCCCAUCCAUCCAUUCCAUCCACACACCCACAAAACCACCCUUAAAACCCACAGACUACCUAUAAACCAAAAACCGCAAACCACAAAGAAGCAACCAACCAACCAAGCAGCCACAAGUACAAAAAGGGCAAAUCUCAAUCAAUCAAUCAAUCAGUCAAUCAAUCAAUCAGUCAAUCAAUCAAUCAGUCAAUCAAUCAAUCAGUCAUUAACGUGAUAAUAAUAAACCCCACCCAUUCCUUGUCCACCAAGCAA
Aplosporella prunicola CBS 121167 is the source of this 377-nucleotide messenger RNA. RefSeq lists its product as uncharacterized. The record is from RefSeq and is a predicted model, not a curated record. NCBI's taxonomy places the organism in Eukaryota, Fungi, Ascomycota, Dothideomycetes, Botryosphaeriales, Aplosporellaceae. The transcript has a single exon. The annotation marks the transcript as partial.